AUGGCAUCAGACAGUCAAGAACUCCAUUCCACCAACGGCAAGGUGGAUGUAGAAAACGCGGCAGAAGUGCAGAUGCUGCGCAGCCAAGUGGCCGACCUUCAGCAGGAGCUCACAGUCAUGACACAGCGUCUCACCGCAGCUGAUGCUGCUCGCCUGGCUGAAAGGGCCCAGCUGGAUGAGCUGACGGCAGCGAUGACUGAUCUGCGCGCGAAUUACGAGGAGCAUGCGCAGCUGGUAGCAUCAGCGGAGGAGGCCGCCCUGAACGUGCAGCAGGGCGCGGCAGAGCUCGAUGCAAUGCGCAAAGAGCAGCAGGCUCUGUCCCAGCGCAUCGCUCUGCUGCAGGGCCUCCUGCAGGCACGCCCACCCCCAGCAUAUCAUCCAGCCUCUUCAUUGUCGUUGCAAAGUGAGCGCGACAGCGAGAUCGAGCUGCUCAGGCAGCAGCUAGGAGAGUUCAAGGUGGAGGCCAGAGUGGGUGCAGCCGCCAUCGGUGCGAGCGACGGCGUCGCCGUCAUGGACAUGGCCGGCGGCGGCUGGGCCGGCCGCGCGGCCCCAAGCUGGAAUGCCCCGCAACAGGCGUCCUCCACCAGGGUGGGGGCGAGCAACAGCGGCUUCUCGCGCGCGAUGGGCGGUGACAGCGAGCUGGCGGACGUUUACCGCUCGGGGCCGCCCUCGGCCAACGGCAACGCGCCGCGGCUGUCGGCGGCCGACGUGACUAAGCGCCACACCGCGCCGGGCCUGCUCGUUCUGGCCGGCGCGCUCGGCUUCUCCCGAGCCUGGCGCGACCUCAAGCGCAGCCUGCCCAAGGCAGAUCUGAGCAUCAAGGAGGAUGUGGAUGACCUGGCCAAUGUUGUCUCCAGCAAGAUCGAUGUGCUGGUCAACAAUGCUGGCAUCCUCACCAAGUCAUCUGCCCUGGAAGGCGCGCACAGCUCUGCUGCUGUUUCAAGCAGCCCUGACGACUGGGACAAGAUGAUGAGGGUGGAUCUGGAGGCGCCCAUGCGGCUGACUCACCACCUGGCACCGGCAAUGAGUGAGCGCGAGGGCGGCGGCCACAUCAUCAACAUCUCUUCCGUGGCCGGCCUCGAGGCGAUGCCGGGUUUUGCCGCCUAUGCAGCCGCCAAGUUUGGCCUCACCGGCUUCAGCAAGUCCACCUUUGAGGAGCUGAGGGACAAGAACGUGCUGGUGACCACGAUCUACCCUGGCUACGUGGCAUCUGAGAUGACAAGGGAUGCAUCUGUGCCUCGGGACAAGAUGAUCCGCCCGGAGGACAUUGCGCAGGCGGCUCUGUUGCCCUUCCGCAUGUCUGACUUGGCGUGCCCCACCGACAUUGUCGUGCGCCCAUCCCACAAGCUAAGCCCCUCCGGUGGCGACUGA
Messenger RNA from Coccomyxa subellipsoidea C-169, 1371 nucleotides. RefSeq names its product NAD(P)-binding protein. The transcript is spliced from 9 exons. Bases 1 to 1371 code for a protein of 456 amino acids. The record is from RefSeq and is a predicted model, not a curated record. Lineage: Eukaryota; Viridiplantae; Chlorophyta; Trebouxiophyceae; Coccomyxaceae.